GUAUUAGUUUCUCAUAAAUUAUGCUGCUGGGUAAAACUGACUGUAUUGUGGGUAAGAGGUGUGAAUGCUUCGAUGAUAACUUGAUGCAAUGCUUUCAAAAGAGUGGUGACUAACUGACCAACACCAAAUUACCUUUGAUCUGGAUGCCAAGAGCCAUGGCCUGGACUUCUAGAUUAAUCACCAUUGCCGUUCUGAUCGCCCUCAUGGGAUGUUUCACUGGUGCACAAGGCAACUAUCGUCGUCCCACUCGUGUUGGAGUGAGCUGCUGUAAAGAGGUGUCAAAAGGAAGAAUACCUGCUACAAUUAAACUGAUUGGAUACAAGCAUCAGAAUGCUCUGAGUCCAUGUGUGGAUGCUAUAAUAUUCUACACAGAGAAGGAAAAGUACUGCUCUGAUCCAAAGGCGCCCUGGAUUAAAAACCGUCUGAAAGGUCUUCAGAAGAUAGUGGACUGAGCAAAUGGAUGAUGCUGCAAAUAUAUCUAUAUAUUAAUAAAUCUAUCUAUUAAAAAGAAAAUAUAUAUUAUGCAUGUUUAUUUAAGCAAAAAAAAAAAAAAAAUACUAUUACAUCUUCUUUAGCUUAUGUGAAUGUUCAGAGAUGUUUAAUUGCUUUGUUUAUCUAAUCUGCUUUAAUGUUUAAUUAAAAUGCAAUUUUUGAAAAAUAACCAUUCAAACUGUGCUUCUUUUCACACAAACAUCCAGACUUUUGGACUGUAUUUAAUCAUAUUUAAGACGAAUCAUUAAAGUAAUAGUUCACACAAAAA
Molecule: messenger RNA, 760 nt
Organism: Cyprinus carpio (common carp)
Lineage: Eukaryota; Metazoa; Chordata; Actinopteri; Cypriniformes; Cyprinidae
Product: C-C motif chemokine 20-like
Biological process (GO): inflammatory response; positive regulation of ERK1 and ERK2 cascade; monocyte chemotaxis
Cellular component (GO): extracellular region
Molecular function (GO): chemokine activity; CCR chemokine receptor binding
Source: RefSeq, a predicted model, not a curated record